UGAUGACUGAGGAUGGGGAGCCAUGCCGGGGACGCCGGGGACCGACUCCAUGCCCAGGCAGGGGGAUGGACUGACUGACCGAACGACAGAACGACUGGAUGGCGUGUUGACCAAUCAUGUGGAUGCCGGUCCCAGUUCCAACCCCUAAGCUUAGGCGUCUGACCGAAAUGAUCGACGGACGAUAGUGGUUCCAGUCAAUCCGUUGGUUUCUGGUUGACCUCAAGACCUGGGACGGCAUCCAACGAGCCAACGAGCCGGUCAAGCUGGGCUCAAGCUGGCCCGCCUCCUCCUCUCCGCCUGUCUGCCCCUCUGCAUCGCUGCUCGACUUCCUGACCGCGCUCCAGCAUUGAUUCAGCAUGGAUUUGAUGUACAGCACGUACGGGCCGGCGCCCGCCGACGCGGACGCUAUGGCUCUGACCCUGGGGGGUGGCCCCCGACUGGCGCCCACCCAGGCCUACCCCCACGCCACCACGGGUCCGGCCGCCUCGCACGCGCCUCACCACCGUUUACCCGCCCGGUUCCGGGAUGGCGUGUCGUUGAGUAGUGUAUCCUCUCAAAACGUGUUGCUCUUCACUUCGCGUCUGGCCGCCGCCGUGGGUCCGCCUACGGGGGCGGGCCAGGCCUCGGGGUCGCAUGUUUUCGUGUGCGAUCUCAACACACCGUGGGACGUGCAUUGGGUCACUUCGCGCUUGGGUCAGGUCACGGCCUUGACCUGGGACGCGGCGGGUCGACAGUUCGCCCUGGCCGACGACCAAGGCCACGCUCAGAUCUGGGCCAUGCUCGAUUGUGUCUUGUCCCAAUGGAAGUGUGUAUUAAAGGAAUGUCUACCGGGCGAGAAAAUCAUCCAGGCCCAAUUCCUUCAUGCCGGUCCCAAGACCGUGUUGAAUAGCGAUGGAUUAGAGAGCGCCUUAUACUCCGAGAAGUUUACCCGCCUGCCUGGACCGGCCUUGGCCUCGGCCUUUGUUCAACGACGUCUGGUCGGAUUGGCGCUCAUCAGUUCUUCGGGCGUGUUCACCCUCAUCACGAUCUCGACGGCUGGACGAGUGCGAACCGCCCAGGCUCUAUUAGGUGGACGCCGACGCAAGAUCAAGCUCGUGUCCAUGGCUUUUCUGCGAUCCGGUCCCUUGGUGGUGGCCACUUCCGAUGGCAAUGCCCAACACCCCAUCCUGAUCCAUUCCAUUGUGCCACAAUUCAAUGCCGCUGACCAAGUGUCCGUAGCGGUGGAAGACUAUCCCGGGAUAUUCCUUAAUACACGCCAACCGGUGGCCAAAGAUGACGAUUACCAAGCCGUGGUCGAGCUGUGCUUCGUGAUGAGGGAGGAUUGUGACUCGAUCCUGAUCGGCACGCACCACGAAUCCGGCGGCAAAGUCCAACUCUGGGCGGUCCAAGACACCCACCACGCCAUUCACAAAAUAUUUGCCAUGGGCGGGGCAUUGGAUGGGGCGCCAGUACCCCGGUUGGCCUUACCGGCCUGGCAAUACAUCGAGAUGUUUUCAGGUCCGUGCUCUGCCUUGGCCGCCUUGGCCACGCCCCCCUGGUCAGUCCAAGGUAUCGGCGGCCCUGGUGGCGCCCCGUCUUGCUACAUCAUAGUGGCCUUCAAUGACGGAUCCAUCCAUUGUCUACUUCGGGACUCGUUGCAACACAUUGCCAGCGUGGACCUGCCCAAAUCAUCGGUGCGCGCUCACUUGUCCGGGGGCGGUGGGGGUGGAGCCAUCAGCUCGAUGUGCUUCACGGCCACGGCCAAUGCCCUUGUGGUCAAUGACAGUUGGGGUCAGAUCCAUUUGUAUCGGGUGUCGCCCAUCUCGGAUCCCGGCGGGAGUCACUCCAUUCCCUACCUAGUGACCAUGUUCGAGUAUUGCCUUGUGUCCGGUAUCGACUUCUGGGAUUUGACCUUGUGCACCCGACAUGGCUUCAUAGAGGCCAUUGGCGAGAAGUUGCGAGCCAAUUUCGAGCUCCAAUCCGAGAGUCAUCGGAGUUACUAUUUCUACCAAUUGGCCAUGAUCGAGUCCUUCUUGUAUCGGUUGAGUCCGGCCUUGGAGUACAAGGCCGCCGACCUGUUCGCCAAGGUCACCCUAAUGUCCAUCCAUGGUGUGUUCAAAUCCGCAUUGCGCACUUUGGAGGUCAAAUCGUUUCUCGAGGGCGAGAUCACCAUGGGGAGUUCCGUGGCAAACAUUUUGAAGCAAAACCCGUCCGAGUGGGAUUUGGAAAAGCUGUUCCAAGUGUUCCAGGGCACCCACGGCACCGACCUGAACACGGAGCCCGGGUUCUGUCAAUCCUUCCAGCACCUCAUUCAAUGGUCGUCCACGUUGUGUCUUCACAUCUUGGCCGGCCUACCCGAGUACAAACAAAUGCGCAAAGGCUUGGGCUUUGACCUCCACAAAGACCCGCAAGUGUUGCUCAUCCUGCGCGAGAUCCUGUAUGUGGUGCGCAUUUGGAGCCAUUUUCAGGAUGGCUGCCUGCCCUCGUUCACGCAAGGAUCCGACUUCAACGUGGUCUCACAGUGCUUCAACAUGGUCACCAAACUCAAAGAUAACCCCUCAGACGAGGGACUGCACGAUGACUGCCUUCGUUUGCCGAGUCAAGUGAUGUUGCCUCCUCUGAAUCUCACCAUCAAGGCCCGAGGCGUGGCUCCCAUGGUGGUGGCAUUUCAUCGGUCCCCUAUGAGCUUUGAGUUUGGUGAGGAACCGGACCUGGAGACCUCGGCCCCACCCCCCGAGCCCCUCUUCAUUGAAGGGGCCAUGAGUAGUCAACAGUUAAUGGACUGCUCUCGACUCAUUUACUUGGGCAAGAACCCGACCGCCGUGAAGAUGUCCACGCGCAGCUACGCCAUGUCGUUUCCGGGGCCCAAUCCAAACGUCAAUCAACCCGUGGCCAUUAAAUCAUGGGAGAAGCGAUGGGUGCGACAGUGUCCCUCUGGUGGAAAUUGGAAAAUCCGCCAUAUGACUGAUUAAAACUCGGGAAAUAAACGUUUUGAAGGCAUUUUGAAACAAG
Molecule: messenger RNA, 2991 nt
Organism: Tigriopus californicus
Lineage: Eukaryota; Metazoa; Arthropoda; Copepoda; Harpacticoida; Harpacticidae
Gene: MED16
Product: mediator of RNA polymerase II transcription subunit 16-like
Exons: 8
Coding region: 357-2951 (864 amino acids)
Biological process (GO): positive regulation of DNA-templated transcription
Cellular component (GO): mediator complex
Molecular function (GO): protein binding
Source: RefSeq, a predicted model, not a curated record